AUGGCUUUAAAGCUUGACAUGAGCAAAGCUUACGACCGUGUUGAAUGGGAUUAUUUGUGUGCCGUCAUGCUCCGUAUGGGAUUUGCUGAGAAAUGGGUGAAGCUUGUUAUGGAAUCUAAUCAACUUAUCCAAGUUUGCCGAGUUGUUAAUGGGGCCCCUACGAUAUCACAUAUGCUGGUUGCUGAUGAUAGCUACCUAUUUUGUCAAGCUACCAAUGAUGUGGCCUUGAAUGUUCGCACCCUGCUUCAUUCUUUUGAAAUAGUGUCUGGGCAAAAGGUGAAUGUCACUAAGUCUUCUAUUUUCUUUAGCCCCAAUACUGAUCAAAUGCUAAAGAAUCAAAUAUGUUCAACAUUAGAGAUGACUGAAGCCGAUGAACACAGCAUGUACCUUGGCCUACCAAAUACCAUGGGUAGGAAAAAGGCAGCAAUUCUUGGAGAUACUUCUCAGACGGUCAUUCAAUCCCUCCCCACCUAUGCUAUAAGUAUUUUUCUCAUUCCCCUUAAGAUUUGUAACGAGAUUGAAACAUUAAUGGCUAACUUUUGGUGGAAAACAACAUCUAGUAAAGGUAAUGGGAUAAUUUGGAUGUCAUGGGAUAGGAUGGCUGUUCACAAAGAUCUUGCCUUGGCUUUCGUCGUCUACAUGAUUUUAAUCUUGCAAUGGGAAAGCAAUGGCACUUUCUCGGUGAAAAGUGCUUAUCUUUUGCUGCAGAAAUCAAAGAAACAGCAUACGAGUACUGAUAAUUCUGGAUUCUGGCGCUCACUUUGGCAGCUAAAAAUCCCUCUGAAAGUUAAAAACUUCAUGUGGAGGGUUGUUUCGAGUGCCCUUCCCACUUGUUUACAACUUGUUACCAAGCAUGUAGACAUCUCUUCGAACUGCCCCAUAUGCAAAAGCCAUCCAGAAUCGGUUUCUCGUGCCAUCAUCAGCUGCUCCUUAGCCCAAUCUUGCUAG
Messenger RNA from Cannabis sativa, 948 nucleotides. RefSeq lists its product as uncharacterized. The record is from RefSeq and is a predicted model, not a curated record. The coding region runs from base 1 to 948 and encodes 315 amino acids. The transcript has 4 exons. Lineage: Eukaryota; Viridiplantae; Streptophyta; Magnoliopsida; Rosales; Cannabaceae.